AUUGGACUACAGCCGAGUGUCACGCCCAGUUACAGGACUCUGGUUUAGAGGAACGUGUGUACACACUUACACACUUACAGCUUUACAGUGCGCACACACACACACACACACGCACGCUGGAACCCAUCUAAGACCCAUCAGAUCAGAUCUGUUUAUUCUAACAAACAAAAUGUCGCACAGGGUUGUUACGACCACGUCCACCACCACGAGCACGACGACGUCGGAUGGAUCAGUUUUAAACCCGGGGUACUGCCGCUCUCACUCCGGAUUAUUAAAGAUCGGACAAGUGCUGACCCUCAUGAUUGCCUUCCUGUGUGUGCACUUCGCUCCUGGAUGGACGGAUUACAAUGCAUUCCGCUUCUUCGAGGUGGUCACGCUGUGGUUCCUCUUCGCCUUCCUCAUCUUCUUCCUCAUGUAUGUGUUCAGGCUGCAGGCUAAACUCCCCUGCAUCAACUGGACGAUGACGGAGUUUUUUCACUACAUCUUGGGCACAGUCCUGGUCUUCAUCGCCUCCAUCGUAGCAGCGGUGAAGAGCCACAGCAUCUCCGCGCUCCUUGCCGGAUCUAUUUUUGGCUUUAUUGCGACGUUUCUUCUCGCCCUCAGUUUAUUCACGUCGUAUAAAGUCUUGUGUGGCUCCCAGCAAACCAGCAUCGGAGUGUAACGGGACGUGAUCCAAAGCCACAUGAAGGAAAGUUUUUGAUCAGUUUGUGUACCGAGUGCCUCAGAGUCGGGUCACAUCCUGAACGCUGCAGUUUACACCGAUUGAAGAGAUGAUCUUUAACCCCACGCUUACACUAGCAGUGUCCCUUGGUGCACGCCUAGCGAACGCUACUGAGGUCAUUUGUGGGCGUGGCCUACAUCUCGCUGUACUAUGAAGGAUGCUAGUGUGAAGGCAAAUAGAUAAAACUCCAACUAGUAUAAAGUGUUGAGAGAAGAAAGUGAUUCAUUAGGAGGAUUCGACUCUUCAGAACUGAUUCUGACUCACUGAAUGUGGAUUUGUUACUGUUCAUUUUUGCAGUAUUAAAAUUUGUGAUUCCAAAAAUGGAAAACUUAUACACACUUUUAUUUUUAAGUCUUAUUCACUGCAGCUUUGAUUUGAGUUUUUUUGCGCUUCAUUUAAACCGAAUAGUGUUUAUUUAUUUUUUAAAGAGUUGAUAAGAGUUAAAUAAGGAUUAGUGAAAGGUCUGGAGUACAGUGUUGAUUUACAACAAGACACAGUGACACUUUUCAAUGUUUUCUUUUUGUGAUCUUACUGUUAAAAUGCUUUGCUUUUCUUUCUUGCUUCUCUUUUGUAAUGAAUAGUAAGCGUUACUGUGUUGACUUCAAUGGCAAAAAUAUUAAAUAUAAUAUGAAUGUCCAAACUA
This is a messenger RNA of Silurus meridionalis, 1364 nucleotides long. It is a transcript of the gene cmtm7, whose product is annotated as CKLF-like MARVEL transmembrane domain containing 7. The record is from RefSeq and is a predicted model, not a curated record. The transcript has 5 exons. NCBI's taxonomy places the organism in Eukaryota, Metazoa, Chordata, Actinopteri, Siluriformes, Siluridae. Gene Ontology annotation, cellular component: membrane. Bases 170 to 661 code for a protein of 163 amino acids.